CAUAUAAAUUUAAUAUAGACUACUUUUUAUACACUUAUAACCUGUAGUUUGGAAAUAAACAACUCUGUUCGUUUUGCUACGAAUUAUUUAUUGUGCUUAGAUAAAUAGUUUGUAAAUUGUUUAAACUUUAACUAAAAAUGCCGAAUUGGAAUCAAAUUCAAUCGCAAUUGCGACACCCCGCCAAUCCUGUUGUUUUCUUUGAUGUUUCUGUUGGAACGACGGAAAUUGGUAGAAUGAUAUUUGAAUUAUUUGCUGACGUUGUGCCUAAAACAAGUGAAAACUUUCGUCAGUUUUGCACCGGAGAAUUCCGAAAAGACGGCGUUCCUUUGGGUUAUAAAGGAGCAAGUUUUCAUCGAGUUAUCAAAGAUUUUAUGAUUCAAGCUGGUGAUUUUGUGAAUGGUGAUGGAACUGGUGUAAUGAGUAUUUAUGGAGGAAGCACAUUUGCAGAUGAGAACUUUGCAUUGAAACAUGAUACACCAGGUCUACUCUCAAUGGCAAACAGUGGUAAAGAUACUAAUGGCUGCCAGUUCUUUGUUACAUGUGCUAAGUGUAACUUUCUGGAUGGAAAGCAUGUUGUUUUUGGGAGAGUUAUUGAUGGACUUUUAGUGAUGAGGAAAGUUGAAAAUGUUCCCACAGGACCAAACAACAAACCCAAAAUACCUGUAACAAUCAUUCAAUGUGGGCAAAUGUAAUUAUUUAUAACAAUUAAAUAUUAUUUUAAGUUAAAA
Dalotia coriaria is the source of this 728-nucleotide messenger RNA. RefSeq names its product peptidyl-prolyl cis-trans isomerase H. NCBI's taxonomy places the organism in Eukaryota, Metazoa, Arthropoda, Insecta, Coleoptera, Staphylinidae. Gene Ontology annotation, cellular component: intracellular membrane-bounded organelle. Gene Ontology annotation, biological process: protein peptidyl-prolyl isomerization; protein folding. The transcript is spliced from 3 exons. The coding region runs from base 138 to 692 and encodes 184 amino acids. Gene Ontology annotation, molecular function: peptidyl-prolyl cis-trans isomerase activity. The record is from RefSeq and is a predicted model, not a curated record.